UCGCGCCUCGCUAAGUUGCAGACAUAAUCGGAGACAGGAAGCAGAAGGUUCUCGGUGGAGGAGGAUUUUUUAUUUUUUACUUUUUUCCUCAAUUUUUUUCCCCCGUUUUCCCUUCGAUAUGACGAGCGGAACUCACUCUUGAUGCCGAGGAGGACCGUGAAUUCCACCGUGGACUAAUUCCGGGCUGAGUGCAUGGCUUAAAGAGCGAGUUGUGUGUAGUUCGACAUGAGGGAGGCGACGGACGCUGUUUUCUCCCUCGUUGUCCAAGAACAGCAGCAGCAGCAGCAACAGCAGCAGGAGGAGGAGGACAAGAUGGCAGCUUCUAGCGAGAGAUCACAGGCUGCUGAAGGGGAACACUAAAGCCCGGACAUGUCUCUGGCGUCCCGCUCCAGUCGCUGGCUGUGAAGGUAUGGCCUUACAGGUUUUGGUCUGCCCACCGUAUGCGCAUCAGCCCCAGACAAGUGCCUUUAGCAGCGAGAGGACAGUGGAGGCCAGCACCUGUGUGUACCAUGAGAAGCCUCCUCGCACCUACGUGGUCGGCGUGAACCUAGGCAUCGCGCGUCCGACCAACAUCUCCGCCCGCCCGUCUUUAAAGACAAAAGCGCAGGAGGGAGCGGGAUUUUCAUUACAGACUGUGGCUCCUGGAGAGCCUCGCAGAGGGAAUCUUUCCUCCUACAGGUGUGUAGGAGCUGGAGGAGAGGAGGACGAGGGUGAGGAAGGGGAAAACGAGAGCAGAGGGACGUUUGACGGAUGUGGGUUUGAACGCAAAAAAGGCAAGGAGCAGAGCAGGUGCGUGAGGACCAUGCAGAUCGUUGAGGAGCAUCCUGCGCUGCCGGCCAUGAUGCAGAGCAACGUGAGCACCACGGUGCCCUCCAAUCAGAAUGUUGCCGGCACAGGGGGCGGGACAAACGAUGGGGACUACCAGCUGGUGCAGCACGAGGUUCUGUGUUCUAUGAAGCAGACGUACGAGGUGCUGGAGUUCCUGGGUCGCGGGACGUUCGGCCAGGUCGUGAAGUGCUGGAAGCGAGGCACCAACGAGGUCGUGGCCGUGAAGAUCUUGAAGAAGCAUCCGUCGUACGCGCGCCAGGGUCAGAUCGAGGUGGGCAUCCUGGCGCGCCUGAGCAGCGAGAACGCCGACGAGCACAACCUGGUGCGCGCCUUCGAGUGCUUCCAGCACCGCAACCACACGUGCCUGGUGUUCGAGAUGCUCGAGCAGAACCUAUACGACUUCCUGAAGCAGAACAAGUUCAGCCCGCUGCCGCUGAAGGUGAUGCGCACCGUGCUGCAGCAGGUGGCCACCGCGCUCCGCAAGCUCAAGAGCCUCGGCCUGAUUCAUGCCGACCUCAAACCGGAGAACAUCAUGCUGGUGGAUCCUCGCAGGCAACCGUACCGCGUCAAGGUCAUCGACUUUGGCUCGGCCAGCCACGUCUCCAAGGCUGUGUGCUCCACCUACCUGCAGUCACGCUACUACAGGGCUCCAGAGAUCAUCCUGGGUCUGCCCUUUUGUGAGGCCAUAGACAUGUGGUCACUGGGCUGCGUCAUUGCUGAGCUGUUUCUCGGCUGGCCGCUUUACCCCGGAGCUCUGGAAUAUGACCAGAUUCGCUACAUUUCUCAAACGCAAGGGCUGCCCGGUGAGCACCUGUUAAACGUGGGGACGAAAACGUCUCGCUUCUUCUGCAAGGAGUCAGAUUCACCGUACGCAGCCUGGAGGCUGAAGACGACAGAGGAGCACGAGGCGGAGACUGGAAUGAAAUCGAAGGAGGCCAGGAAGUACAUCUUCAGCUCUCUGGAUGACAUCGGCCAUGUAAACCUGGUGUUGAAUAUGGACGGCUGCGAUCAGCUGGCGGAGAAAUCGGACAGGCGAGAGUUUGUGGAUCUGCUCAAGAUGAUGUUGCUGAUCGACGCUGACCAGCGCAUCAGCCCUUCGGAUGUUCUCAACCAUCCUUUCGUUACUAUGCAGCACUUACUGGACUUUCCACACAGUAACCACGUUCAGUCGUGUUUUCACAUCAUGGACGUGUGCCACUCGAGGACCGGCACCUACGAUGUGGUGAACCGCAACAAAGCCCCGCCCCCUCUCAUGAAACCAGUCACGCUACCCAGCGGCCCAAACAUCGCAAUCUUCAACAAAAUGCCUUCAAUGCACUCACAGGGUCUGGCUGCACCUGCGCCACCUGUGGUACAUCCUGGCAUUCCUCUGCAGACAGGAAGUGCGCAGUUUGGCUGCACCGAUUCAUUUCAGCAAACGCUCAUCCUUUGCCCGCCGGCCAUUCAAGGAAUCGGCACCAACCCAAACCAGCCUUCAGGAUAUUCGGUGCGGAUGGAUAAUACACUGCCAUUGGUCACCCAAGCUCCAGCCAUCCAGCCUUUACCUCUCCGACCGGGAGUCAUAGCACAGCAGCCGUGGUCCAAUAGAACGCCACAGAUCCUGGUACCAGCAUGGCAGCAGGUGCCUCCUCCCCCCACCACGCUGCCCUCGGACACAGUCUCAUGCCCUCAGAGGAGAGGGGACUGGGGGAAAAUGCGUUCACACACCAGCCAUUAUGGUUCCAUGUUGCCGCAGCCACUCGUGCCCAAUCAAAUGGCCGUAUCUGCGCACCAGCCCAUGAACAUAGGCAUUGCUCAUGUGGUGUGGCCUCAGACUACAGCCAACAAGAGCAUCAAGCCCAGUCAGAACAGGAGUGUGAAUAUGUCGCACUACACAGAAAAACAUAAUUCAGUGUGCCUCUCGCCAAAAACUCAAAGACAAGACGUCCAACGAAACCCAGAGGCGGGGCUUAGAGACAGGGAGGUGGGUUCACAGCCCAAGAAGGAGCCAAACCACAUAGAAGAGGCGGAGGAAGAGAGCUGCUGUAAGACAAAAGAGCAGUGCUCUGACGAGCAGCUAUCAGCGGCCAAUCAGCAACGAGAAUCGGUCGUUAUUGGUGAAUCGCCAAGCCCCGUGGUCAGCGUCAUUAGCAUUAGCAGCGAUACAGACGAGGAGGAGAGAGAUAAAGACCAACAGAGGUGUUCCUCUAACAAAUGUACGGGCAGUUCAGCUUGUGAGACGUGUAAAGGCUCUUUGAACAUGGAGCGUGUGUGUUCACUCAGCAGCCCAGACAGCAGCCUGAGCACAAGCUCCUCAGCCUCUGCUCAGUCAAGUCCCUCACCCUGCAAGAGACCCAACAGCAUGUCUGAGGAUGACAGUCAUGAGAGCGGCUGCGACACGGUGGACGGCUCUCCGGCAUCAGACACGCACAGUAGCCCGUUUGCCGAAAGACGCUUUUUGAACACGAAUCAGAAACGGGAAUCCGAAAUGCGCCGGAGCAACACUCACACAGGGACGCAGAUUAAACCGGCUGUCAGGACAGUGGUGGUGCCGCCGCUCAGAGUGAUCAACAACAUUAACAACCAGCACUAUCACGGCAACACGGUGUUCGAUUCAUCGUGCCAGUUGCGAGGACGGUGCGCUCCCGGCCGGUUGAGUCUGCACUCCGCUCAGAGUUUACCCCGCCAGCACAAGAUCACCUCCACAUUCCAACAACAGCCACCUGUGGGCUUUGGCCAGGUCCAGCACUACAGCUCCUGUCACAACGAGUGGAACGGCAACUACACCCAACCUCGCCGUCCGCAGGCCUUCAUCCCUCCCAUGGUGCACGGCCACACCUUUCCUCACGCCAGCCCCACCCAUUCUGCACAAGCUCCCCCACCAGCCCCUCCUCCCGCCCUGCUCUCCUACCCUCCUUCCGCCCCUGUCGCCCACCUGCUGCCCUCGCCACGGCCCGUGCUGCAACCCGCCUACAGUCUGGUGCCUCAGGGCAUCAGCAUGGGCAUCGAUCCACGCCUGCUGCCCUCACCCACUCUGCACCCACCGGCCGCCUUCAAAGCCCUGUUCACGCCGCACUCAAAGUACCAGGAUCGAUUUGCUAUAGGAAAGAUUUCAGAGGGGUUCAGCGAUCACUGUUCGUUCACGUCGUCCUUCUCGUUUUUCAGCACACGGGAGGAUCCUUUCCUAAUUCAUGGUUUGAUUUUGAUCACUGGUGUGGAUGGUGUUUUUUUUUUUUAAAUUGUACGACACGUUUUUUCGCCGUAGCAGGCGUUUUUCACCGAAACGAACUAUGUACAGUCUUGAUUUCGAUUUUCCUAUUUGAUAAUCAGUUGUGACUCUUAAUACUUACAGUAUUUACACUGUUUAACCCAACUGCAAUACAAUCCAUAGUUUCUUGGAGUGUGUGUUUUUUUUUUUUUUUUUUUUUAUUUACCAUCUAAUUUUUUUUUUUUUUUUAGAUUCAGAUGAUUUCUGGUAUUGGCAUUAACCUGCAGAUAGCUCUUUAAAUCAUUGACGUGGUUUUCUGGUAGUUUGUGCAGAGAUUUCAGUAUUUAACGUUGUCGAUCUUUUCAUUUUCGGAGUAUUUAGUGCUUUCUACGCGCGUUUCAGCUCGUCCACGCCGUCCCGUCUGGCUUUUCAGUGCUGGUUGUUAAAUAAUUUAAUACAUUCCGUCAGGGAGAAAUACAUUUUCUGUCUGUGUGUGUGUGUGUGUGUGUGUGUGUGUGUGUGUGUGUGUGUGUGUGUGUGUGUGUGUGUGUGUGUGUGUGUGUGUGUGUGUUUAUUCAGAAUAUAUAUUUUUUCCCUUUGCCAUCACUAUAUUCAAAAUGCUUUCGCUACACCAAAGACAGUAAUUGAUUUCUUAAGCGAUGUAGCUACUGUUCUAGCCUAGACCUCAGAUAUUACUCUAGAUGGGGGAUGUAUUAAACAAAAAAAAUGACACAUGUACUCUGUGUUAAAGGUUGAGGUUGUUUAGCUGUUUAGGUUUUUUUUUUUUUUUGGCAAGUUUAAUGAUUUCAUUUAUCCUUGAAUGUACCAUAGAUAAGCUGCUAUUCACUGAUCGCCACUUCGUCAUAGCUGUGAGGGUAAAGUGAUUAACUUUGUUCUUAGCUUUCUUUUAUAUAUAUAUAUAAUUUUUUUUUUGUGUACGUGUCUCGACGACCUUAAGAUAGACGUGAGGUUUUUCUUUCGGUUUUACUCUACUGAGCGACAUCGAACCCGUUUUAACGCCUAUGUAUAUUUUGCUUUUCUGUUUGAAGUGUCAUUGUAACUACUGUAUUGCGAUUGAUGAAAAGAAUUUUGGGUUUGUUUUGUGUUUUUCGGGUGUGUGAAUUUUUUUCUUCUGUUUGAUUUUCUCUCUCAAUCCUUUUGCUCAUAUCCGUGUAUUAUCCGUUGUGUUAAUGGAAAUCUUGGGGCUCGUCAUUGCCUUUGAGCUGCAUAUUGGUGUAUAUCAGAGUACGUAUAGAUAUAUCUAUAUAUAUAUAUAUAUAUAUAUAUUGCAGGAUAGAUUUGAUUAGAUUUUUUGUUUGCCGUUGUUUUUUGAAUCGAUUUGACACAGAGGAAAAAAAACCGUAGCCGCUACGAGAUCGUACGUUAUUCCGGUUUGUCGCUCGCACAGAGGCGUGUUGCUCGUUUCUAACUGAACGCAGCGCUUAUCGCUAAUCAGCGUGGUAUUUCAGAAAUCUUGUGCGUUUACUUUCGAUUCGAUCUCAACAAGUCCACGUUUUAUAGAUGCAGCCUGACGUACUUAUUCGACUCACACGAUCGAUUUCCGGAUGCAUGGUUAGUCCCGGCGGCGGGUUUAUUUUUUUCCUUCAGCUCGUGGUGUUGGUGUGAAAACUCUCACACGCGUAUUCUGAACUAAACUAGUGCCUUUUCAGAUGUGCUUCAAACCUUUAUGUCCAGAGCGACCCAGAUCUCUUCUCGCUUGCGAGGUCAAAGUGUUGCAUCUUGUCUUGCGUGUGUUCUUCUCUUCUUUGGACCUCUUAGUGUUGAAAAAAUUAGUUAUGCACUGGUUUCCAGUAGUGUGUGUGUGUGUGUGUGUGUGUGGUUUCAUUGCUAUAGUUUUGUCUCCGAUAUCGUUCAUGUCACCUGGAAGUCACAUGUCAAACAUGCAAUGCAGUGACGUCUUCAUGUGAGAUUUUCAAUUUUAAAUCCGUACAUUUCAUUUGAUUUGUUUGCUUUUUUUUUUGUGGCUAAUAUCCAACAACAGAAAUCCAAUAAUGAAAUGCUAUCAGGGAUCAUUACUGUUCCGCUGAUGUAGUCCUCGCUCCUGUAUUGAAGCUUUACAUAAGUACACUGUGAUUGUAACAAGCUUUUGAAUAAGCAUCAUCCUGCUAGUUUACCACCUCGGUCUAACAGCUAUUCUUUUUUUUUUUUUUUAUUGUUUUGUAAAUCAGACACACUCUCUCUCUCUCUCUCUCUCUCUCUCUCUCUCUCUCUUUCUCUCUCCAGAAUAGGACACCACGUUCAUACGGACGUGCACGUGAUUUUUGCUUUAACAAUUUGGUCCCAAAAAAAUUUUCUAAAAAGAGUAUGAUUGUGCAUUAACCUCAUAAUCUGACGCUUUUUUUGUUUUAGGGUUUGUGUUUUUGGUUUGGACGAGAUUUACCAAAAAUUAAGAGUUAAAAUUAAAAUCAAGAGUGUGGCAGUCUGGGAAAAACCGUUCACCCGAUUGUAAUUUCGAUAUUCAAAACUUAAUAUGAAGUGAAAAUUUGUGUUAGUUUUUUUUUUUUUCUUUCUUUUUAAUAUGAAGCGAAAACAUGUUGCGCCUACCUCAACACUUCUAGAAAUCUGCUGAUCGGUAAACAACGCUACUGCCAAAUUUGAGUGAAUUGUAACGUUUACAACAGGAAAUGAGUUCUCACUUUGAUUACCAGCAUCCACAUGUUAAUCCACAUGUCCAUCCACAUGUCCAUCCUCAUGUCCAUCCUCAUCAUCAUCUUUAUCCACUUACAAAAAUGGAAAAGCAGAAUUUCGAUUCGAUUUCGGUAGCAACGUUUGACUGAUUUUCCCAGACUGCUUUCCACACACAUCCUACAUCCACCAAACACUUUUAAUCACGUUUAAACUACUAAACUCCCAUCAAUACCAAACAGUUGUAAUUGGCUUUGGUUUAUUUUACUGUUCUUUUUUUUCCAUGGAUGAUUUUUUGUGUGUGUACAGAUAUUCAGGGUCUUGUUAUUCGUCACAUGUGCUACUGUAUAUCAGUUUGUGUGUCCUAAUGUUUGGGUUUGACUGCUUUAUAGCUAUUAACCUUCUUUGUAUUUUCUUCCUGCACAUUAUAUUUGAGUAGAAGUUUAAUCUCGCUGCAAGAUAUCAGAGAAUAGAUUUAGACUUCAGAGUAAGUGGACUUGAUUUAUUAAAUUUUGAACUGUUACUGUUUUAAAACAUGUAGUUUUGUGGCUUUUUAAUGCAUGUUUUUUUUUUUUUGUUGUUUUGCUUUCGAGUUAUUUUUACGCUACAUUAGUUUGCCAUGUAGCCAUUGCACUGUGCAAUAUUCAGUAUAUGAGGACUGGGAACUUUUUUUUUUCUUUUUAAUUGUGUAAUGUCUCUCACAGUUUUCGGUCGUUAUUUCUCUGGUUCUCAGUGAUUUCUAUGUGACCAAGCCUUAUGUACUUUGUCACAAAAAGCGGGUUUUCCUGGUGACUAUUUGGUGUGUCAAAUUAAAGAAAUUAUGGUGUAUUGUCAAAAUUUACUUUGAAUUAAAAUAUAUAUUGCUGCAGGCAAA
Molecule: messenger RNA, 7535 nt
Organism: Silurus meridionalis
Lineage: Eukaryota; Metazoa; Chordata; Actinopteri; Siluriformes; Siluridae
Gene: hipk3a
Product: homeodomain interacting protein kinase 3a
Exons: 17
Coding region: 410-4045 (1211 amino acids)
Biological process (GO): peptidyl-serine phosphorylation; peptidyl-threonine phosphorylation
Cellular component (GO): cytoplasm; nucleus; PML body
Molecular function (GO): protein tyrosine kinase activity; protein serine/threonine kinase activity; ATP binding
Source: RefSeq, a predicted model, not a curated record